Messenger RNA from Pungitius pungitius (ninespine stickleback), 1281 nucleotides. It is a transcript of the gene arl2, whose product is annotated as ADP-ribosylation factor-like 2. Gene Ontology annotation, molecular function: GTPase activity; GTP binding. The transcript has 5 exons. The coding region runs from base 154 to 708 and encodes 184 amino acids. Gene Ontology annotation, cellular component: microtubule cytoskeleton; cytoplasm. The record is from RefSeq and is a predicted model, not a curated record. Gene Ontology annotation, biological process: protein folding. NCBI's taxonomy places the organism in Eukaryota, Metazoa, Chordata, Actinopteri, Perciformes, Gasterosteidae.
GUUCGCUCCUUCACAAGAGGGCGGGAUUAUCGUUGCAACCUCUUCCGGAUGCGACAUGCACUUUACGGAUGCUAAAAAUCAUUCAUAACAAAACUAUAAAUCCGUAAAAGGAACCUAUCUAUUAUAUCUGCAGUUGAGAGCCAUACUUUGACCAUGGGUUUGCUGACCAUUUUAAAGAAGAUGAAGCAGAAGGAGCGGGAGAUGAGGCUGCUGAUGUUAGGUCUGGACAACGCGGGGAAGACGACCAUCCUGAAGAAGUUCAACGGAGAAGACGUCAGCACCAUCUCCCCGACGCUGGGCUUCAACAUCAAAACACUGGAGCACAAAGGGUUUAAAUUGAAUAUCUGGGACGUCGGGGGUCAGAAGUCACUGCGCUCCUACUGGAGGAACUACUUUGAGAGCACAGACGGGCUGGUGUGGGUGGUGGACAGCGCAGACAGACUCCGGGUGGAGGACUGCAGACAGGAGCUCAGUGCACUGCUGCUGGAGGAGCGGUUAGCCGGUGCGACACUGCUGGUGUUUGCCAACAAGCAGGAUUUACCAGGAGCCCUGUCGAAAGAGGCUAUACGAGAGGCACUGGCCCUGGAUGAGAUCAAAAGUCAUCACUGGUGCAUCAUUGGUUGCAGCGCCGUCACAGGAGAGAAUUUGUUAGCUGGAGUGGACUGGCUGUUGGAUGAUAUCGCUGCAAGGAUCUUCACCACUGACUGAACGCUUGAGCAGACAUGACUCCCGGCGCAGGGGACAGUUCGAUUCAGAGCGCAAAUGUAUUUAUUCCAUCAGCUGGUGUCAUACAUGAAUGUUGUGUAAUAAACCUGGUUCAUACAAUUUUCCUAUUUAAUAUGCUUGACAACAGGGAGGGAUUUGGCCAGAUGUAACAAUUUCCAUAAAGAUCGCUUUGUCAUUAUAGAACAGAUGGGAAUUAUAUAUACCCUGGCAUUUACCUUGAAACCACCCUAAACGAUUUCUGCAUCAGGAAACCAGUGUUGUCCUUUGAUCUGGAAUUGUGUAGUUUGAGUCACUAUCAUAUUGACAACACAAUUAAGCAAUCUCCAGUGUACUAUUUAACCCUCAGUUUUACUGAACACUAAUGAAAUGCUAUGCUGUUAUAGUGAAGGUAUGUUUGAGCUAUAACAUAAUACACUGUAAAUUGUUGGCAAUUUCAUAUCUGAAACAUUGUUUUGACUGAAAAAUUACACCCCCCAAAGAGCUGAACUGUAAAGUAUUUUAUAAAUCUGCAGCUAUAACUUCCAUUAUUUAGCAUUUCCCUCAUUCUGCAGUUGG